UUUUUUUUUUUUUUUUUUUUUUUACUGGCGCUUGUUGCGGCAAUUCCCCUCGUAGACUUGACAGACUUGACAGAGCAGCUCUGCGCAAAAACGACAAGCAAAUAAAGGAACUUCGGAGUGGGUGAUGAGCGAUGAAAACCGAGAUGGACUGGAGGAGAGAGGUGGAUUCGACUUGAUUGACCAAGGAGGACCACAAGUGGUCCAUUCCCCUUUCCAUCAUAAACCAUACCGGACUACUCUCAAGGCUAAAAUCUUAGAGAGGCACACAGCCCUCCUUCGAUCGCAUUCCACUUUUCGCUACAAUUCCUGAGGGGCCUCUUCUCUCUCUCGAUUGCUCGAUUGCUCGAUAGCCCACCGGGCCGCUACCUCUGGGCAAACACCACCCAUUUCAGUACAUAACACCCCUACAUUUCCAAGCCUACCUUCCUUUUAAUCCAAGAUCCAAUGUUUGCUCGUCGGUCCAGGUGGGCUACUGCAGCAGGCCUGACCGUCUUAGGCGCUAUUGCUUAUCGCCAACGGCAUGCAAUUGCUCAGCCCGUGGGCUUCGCAGAAGCCACGACCAAGGAAAACCUGCCCGCACACCAUGACCCCAGUGGCAAGGGAUUUGUGAACCCAUGGCCAUCCUUCUACAAACACGGGCCCCUUUCCGUCCUAAGGAUGUUUUUUGAGUUCGAUCGGACUCAGUCCAAGGUGACUAAGGAUACCACACUACCCAAGGUCUUGAGUCUCGACAAACCCUUGAUCGAUACCUUCAGUCUGCCAAAGCAAGGAGCAGAACAAGGAGCUCGACAUGGCAAGGUCACAACGACCUGGUUGGGACAUGCGUGCUUCUUGGUACAGCUUGAGGGCGUGAACGUCCUGUUCGACCCUGUCUUUUCAGAGCGAUGCAGCCCCAGUCAACUGGCAGGGCCUAAGAGGAUUACACCGCCGCCUUGCAAGCUGGACGAGCUGCCUCGAAUUGACAUUGUGGUGAUUAGUCAUAAUCACUACGACCACUUGGAUCUGGCCACCAUCCAGACCCUGCAAAAGGACCACGCACCUUACUUUUACGUCCCGCUCGGUAAUGAGGCAUGGUUCCAUUCUAUUGGCAUCAAAGAUAAAGUGACCGAAUGCGACUGGUGGGACGAGCACGAGCACACGUUCCACGAAAAUAAGUCUGGAGUGAAAGUGAUUUGUACGCCUUGCCAACAUUUCACUGGCCGAUCUAUGACGGACCAUUACAAGACCCUGUGGGCCUCCUGGGUUCUCGAAACGGUUCCCAAGGAUGCUUCUGAAAGGAGCGUCAAGGUCUUUUUUGGAGGAGACACGGGAUAUAGAUACGUGCCUAAGGGUGCUGACGAGAACACGGUGCCUCACUGUCCGGCGUUCAAGGAGAUCGGCGAGCGCGUCGGACCGUUCGAUCUGUCGAUGAUUCCGAUUGGAGCGUACAGUCCACGGUGGUUCAUGUCCCCGGUCCAUUGCUCGCCCGAGGACGCUGUCAGGCUUCACGAGGACAUCAAAUCCAAACGCAGCGUCGGCAUGCACUGGGGCACUUGGGUGUUGACGGACGAGGAUGUGACAGAGCCCCCUCGACGACUGGAGGCCGAGAUGAAGAACCGUGGACAUGACCCCAAUACUUUCAACACAAUUCGAAUUGGAGAAACGCUCACUGUUGACGUUGUAUAAUUUGAAAUAUAUUCAUCGCAGAUCCAGAGGGUACGUGUAGGUAGCCCGCAUAAAUAAAAAUUUAUUAUUAUUUCAUUUUA
Molecule: messenger RNA, 1745 nt
Organism: Gamsiella multidivaricata
Lineage: Eukaryota; Fungi; Mortierellomycota; Mortierellomycetes; Mortierellales; Mortierellaceae
Product: beta-lactamase superfamily domain-containing protein
Exons: 6
Coding region: 445-1665 (406 amino acids)
Biological process (GO): N-acylethanolamine metabolic process; N-acylphosphatidylethanolamine metabolic process
Cellular component (GO): cytoplasm; membrane-bounded organelle
Molecular function (GO): zinc ion binding; N-acylphosphatidylethanolamine-specific phospholipase D activity
Source: RefSeq, a predicted model, not a curated record